This is a messenger RNA of Xyrichtys novacula (pearly razorfish), 5267 nucleotides long. NCBI's taxonomy places the organism in Eukaryota, Metazoa, Chordata, Actinopteri, Labriformes, Labridae. The record is from the annotation of a GenBank genome assembly.
AGACUGACCGGAUUUUAGCGGCACACACCGGAGGAAUCCUGUGAACCCACUGUCACUACCAGAUCUCAGACUCCAACAACUUUUCUCCUCCACUCUUCGACAUUUCUAACCGGACCUGAUCUCCAGAGGAAUAACUUCACUUCUUCAUCAAAGAGAAGAUACAAGACUCAGCUGGGAACACGCGCUGAUCUACCAUCUCUUUUUAUUUCUCUUAUUUGGGGAGGGGGGCUGAAAGUUAACUUCGACAUGUCUACCGGUGAUGCCUCGGAUCAGAGUCGGAGGUUCUGCGUAUUGUCGUGGGAUCAGGUGCAACGCUUGGACUCGAUCCUUGGGGAGGCUGUCCCCAUCCACGGGCGAGGAAACUUCCCCACUUUGUCUGUGCAGCCGCGCCAGAUCGUCCAGGUAGCCUGCCAAACUACACAUCCUCACUGUAUUCAUAUAUGAUAGAUUGACAAAUUAUAGUGAGGGGAAGCUUGUGAGGAUUAUAGCCUCUGUUUAUGUCCUUAAACAUGAAACAUGACAGCUGAUAACAAGUCGCCUUCUUGUAGAAAAAGUUGAAUUUAUUGAUAAAAUAGUCACCCUUGCAUAUUCUCUCACGUUUAUAGAAUCUGUGUAUUACAUCUAUAUUUCCAACAGUAGUUAAACUUUUCAAAACUCUAAUUUCAAGGCGUCUGAUAUAAACAAAAGCAAGUAACAAUCAUGAAUAUUAAUAUUAUUACUGUCUCAGUAGUAUGUCUGUGACCAAUUAAAUCUGCAUUUUGAUUGUUUUUUUAUCUGAUUCUUCAAUUUUGACAGUUUGGAGGUGCUUGAUCCCCCUCAAAAGGUCAAUUUCAGCAGUAAUAUGAUUCUUCAGUAUUGCGCCUGUUGUUGAGGCUGUGCAUAUUUCUUCAUUCAGAUGGAGCGAGAAGUGUCCUCUUGAAAAGAAACGCUCUUAAGUCAGAUUUAACAGAGCAUCCAUCAUUGUCACAUUUAGAUAACAGAGAGAAAUGUGUUUAAAAUGUUUGGGAAAGACUCACGCCUAAGACUUUUCACAUGCCGGAUCACACUCAACAUUGUCAGACUGUCGUGUCUGUAGUUUGCGCGAGCUAAAGCCUGUGAUAGAAUAUAAAAAAUAUCAUGAAGCUGAUUCUUCUACAUUGUCCAAGUUGGGUAACCUGUUGUGUAAUCCCAUUUCACUUCCACACAUUGACAUAUUCAGGAUGAGCUCAAGCUGCCUGUAAAGCCUGGAGCUUCAUGCUUGUGGUUGCGGAAAAUGAAUGCUCCAUUGAGUGUGCAGGAAGCUUAACUGCAGGUUUGAGUCCUAAAUGUGGGGACUCUGUUUCCCCUGGAUUUGUGGAAACCCUGUGUAAUUGUAUCCCGCUGAAAUGUGCCGGGCUUUGCAUUGAGGAUUGAUCAGCAGUUAACCUCUUGUCAUGACACUAUUGAGUGAGGACUGGAGUGACACUGUUUUGCUGAAGAUGGAGUCUUUUGCUCAGCAUCAUUACAGAAUGUGAACCUUUGUCCUGCAGAGUUACGCAGCUGUAACUUGAGCUCUUAGAUAAGCGUAGAUUCAGCUCACAUUCAUAAUGUUGCAAUUAUUGCAAAAGAAGUUAAUCUCACCUAAAAUCAAGCUAGAAUGACAGGACACCUGCAGUCAGAGGGCGGAGGGGGACUAGGUGUCAAGUGUUGGCAUAAUGCCUCACUUUCUCUAAAGAGAAAAGAAGCGACAGUAUCACUGCCUCUGGUUGGAUUUUAAUCCCAGUGACCUUUGCUUUAUUGCUGAGUAAUCACAAUGACAUUACUGCCACUGUAUCAAGAUUUAGAGCUUUCCCUGCUCCUGUGUAACUAUCUUCCUAAUGUUUAUUUGCCUGUAGCCUGACCCAGUAUGUAUUAAUAGUGCCGGCUGGUUAUUUGAUCACCAUGGGAGGGAGAGUUACAGGAGUUUAAUCUAACAGGUGCAGUGGGAGAGCUGGGAUUGUAUGGAAAUGUAUGAUGGCUGUCAUUUGCAAUGCAGGUUUUAUUCUUUGAUUUAUGUACAACUUUUUAUUUGCAAAACUAAAGUGGUUGCAGAGCUGAAAAGUCAGGUUUUUCUGUGACAGGCUGCCUUAUGUGUCAGUGUGCUGCUGUGCAAACAAUGAAUUAGCUUGACCAAUAUCUGAAACAACACACCAGAUAAAACUUGUGAGCCACAGGUAUUUGUUGAAGUUUCAGCUGAACACUUUGAUUUCCAAAUGUUUCAUGGCACAAAUGUAGUGUCUUUUCUCUUUAGGAAAUAGCAUAUUUCAAUCUGUGUUUGAUGGCUUAAUCCAGAACUCAGACGUGUUUCCUCCUUUGUGUUUCUUAGCAGUAGUUAGUAUAAUCUGUCCAGUUGUUUACCUUCUUCUCCUGACUGCCCCGAGGUGAGACCUCUACUCUAAACAUCUUCCAGGUCACUGGGACAGAUGAGGGGAAACACUCCUGACCCUCACUGAUCUGAGGUUGAGAAGCCAAAAUGAGGAGUUUUGGAAAUAAUCGUUCCUCCAUACAGAUGUUCACUCCCUUUAGGCCAUAAUUCAGGAUAAAAAAAAUCCAUUCACUUCAAUGAGAUGAUCCUUCAGAGAUGGAGACUGACCUGAAGGAUCACAGGCUCUCCUGCUCUGCUGCUCUUUGUUCAGGCUCUUUAGGUUUCAUUCAGACUGAUGCUGAUGAUGAUGAAAUAGACUCCAGUGAGCAGCACUAUUGAUCUCGCCUCUGCAAGUUAUUGAUAUCCAUUAGGGCCAUGUGGUUUAAUUCACAUUUCCUUAGAUGUGUAUCUUUUAUCUUUUUUUUCUUUUCAUUUUAAGAUACUUUCAAGAAUUUGUGUGUCAUUAAUAACACGCAGGGUCUUUGUGUUGUCCCUUUGCAGGUGGUGCGGGCAAGGCUGGAGGAGAGGGGCGUGUGUGUAAAGGACGUGAGGCUAAAUGGUUCGGCUGCAAGCCAUGUGCUCCAUCAGGAUACAGGACUGGGCUACAAGGAUCUGGACCUGAUCUUUGGUGUGUCACUAAAAGAUGAUCAGGCCUUCCGCCUGGUGAAGGAUGUCGUGCUGGACUGCCUGUUUGACUUCCUGCCAGCCGGGGUCUCGAAGGAGCGAAUCAGUGCGCUGACCCUCAAAGAAGCCUAUGUACAGAAACUAGUCAAAGUCUGUAAUGACACGGACCGCUGGAGCCUCAUCUCGCUGUCCAACAACACUGGCAAGAAUGUGGAGUUAAAAUUUGUGGACUCUUUACGGCGGCAGUUUGAAUUCAGCGUGGACUCCUUCCAGAUCUGCCUGGAUUCUCUGCUUUUAUUUGACCGCUGCUCAGAGACACCCAUGUCCGAGAGCUUUCAUCCCACUGUGAUCGGGGAGAGCGUGUACGGGGACUUUAUGGAGGCUAUGGAGCACCUGUGUCAGAGGACCAUAGCCACACGCAGUCCUGAGGAGAUCAGAGGGGGUGGCUUGUUGAAGUACUGUCACCUGUUGGUACGGGGGUUCAGACCCUCCUCAGAGGCAGACAUGAAGCAGAUGCAGCGCUACAUGUGCUCCCGCUUUUUCAUUGACUUCUCUGACAUUGGGGAGCAGCAACGGAAGCUGGAGGCCUACCUGCAGAACCACUUUGCAGGGAUGGAGCACAAACGCUAUGAGUGCCUGAUGACUCUGCACCAUGUAGUGAACGAGAGCACCGUGUGUCUUAUGGGCCACGAGCGCCGGCAGACUCUCAGCCUCAUCUCCAUGCUGGCGCUGAAGGUUCUGGCUGAGCAGAACGCCAUCCCCACUGUAACGAAUGUCACAUGUUACUACCAGCCAGCUCCAUACGUGCAGGACAUCAACUUCAGUAAUUAUUACAUUGCACAUGUGCAGCCGCCUCAGAUCUCGCCGUGCAGUAAUUCGUAUCAGACAUGGCUACCUUGUAGCUGAGCUGAGUGUGAGAGGUGGAUGUUGUUCCACACUCUUAAACCAUGAAAAGAAAUGGACUGAAAAUCCAGAAAAAAAAAAGAAUAAAAGGAACCCGUGUUUGCCAAAUGUGACUUUAACAAUCCUGUACUGCUGUACUGAUUGAGCCGACACAUCAUUUUUUUUUCUCACGUUUGUCUUGCAAAACAUCUGUAAGAUUGCUGGUCAUGUCUGAGAUGUAGCGAUAAUAUCUUGAUUAAGUAUUGAAAAAAGUCUUUAUGAAGCUUUAUAUAUGUCAAAAAUACAUUUUUGAGGAAAAAAAAAAACUUUGAAGUUGGUGUUAUUUUCAUACUCUGGCUAUAUUUUUUUAAAUUACAUACUGGACCAAAGAUGUAUUUGUUGCUCAGAAAGGAAAUGUUGUUUUGAUUCCAAGUGCCUAAAAUGAACCAUGAAAUGUUCUGAAACCAUCUGUAAAGUUGGGGGUGGGGGACUCAGUGUUUACUAGAUGACUCUGUCUCGCUUUUCAGGAACAGAGGUAUUCAUUUUGGUGAGAUUAAAAAAGGCAAAACGAUAUUUUUGUAAUGUGGUUAUUUCGUUUUUUUUAGUCUUGGCCCUGUAAUGGUUGUUUACAUUGUAAUCUUUGGUAUCACAGGCAGCAGUUAGUUUAAACAGGUCUCUAUCAAUUAGUCCUUCAGUUAAGUUGUAUAUUUUCAUGAGACCACCAUAAACUGCAGGUCUCUACCAGAAGGAUAGAGGGUUGUUUGUUCGAUGCACAAUAAUCUAAUGACAACAAGGCCACUCAUUUCCAGUAACAGGUCGAUGAAAUGCAUAUACUGCGGUCUGGAGUGAGUGGUGUUUGUUAAACUGGGGCUGUGGAUCCAUUACAAUCUGAGGACAUGAACCAUACGGAGGCUUUUCUCAAGCACAAUGGCUUCUCUUUCCUCACUGAUACUAAAGCUUUUUAACAAAGGCUGGCCUGUUCUCUCUCUCCCCCAUGUUACCACUGGAAACCCAGCACUGUUUGCUUGACUGAUACCAUAUCGAUGUCAUUUAGUCUGAGUCAAAGUCAAAAAUCUUCACGGCUGAGAUGAAAUCUUUAAGUUAGUCAAAAGACAGCUCAUAAGGAUCAUUAACAGACCAUGGAUACUCAGGAACUCUUCUUGUAUUAACACUGACUAUACAAAGUGAGAGCAGAAGAAGUUUAUUUAUUUUCACUUUGGAUACAUGCACAUUCACCUCCUAUCAGCUCCACUUAAACCCAUUAAUUCAGCCGCUGUAAGGCAGCGUUAAAACCUAGUAUUAUAUAAAGGUUGUAUAUUCACAUCCUUACUGAUGAUGUUCAGAGUCUCUUUUACUGAAAAUAGUACUGUAGCUUAAAUAAAGUCAAUAUUUAUUAUGA